AUGAGCUGGCACAGAUACUCAACCUUGGAGCAUCCAGGUACAUUCCUCUCCUUGAAAGGAGCUGUGCUAACAUUUUCCUGUAUGGACCAAGCUGGUGGGUUAAUGCAAUCACCCUAUGAAGUUUGGCGAGAUCCACACAACAUGGAUGAAAAUGAAAAAACUUGGAGAAGGAAAUUGGUCAUGAACUCCUCCUCUUCUUCCCAAGAAACAGAUCAUCAGUAUACAAUAAUCUGCUCAGAGAAACAAGCCAAAGUCUUCUCACUUCCUUCUCAGACUUGCCUUUAUGUUCAUAACAUCACCGAGACAUCCUUCAUACUGCAAGCGGACGUGGUGGUCAUGUGUAACAGUGCCUGCUUGGCAUGCUUUUGUGCUAAUGGACAUAUCAUGAUAAUGAGCCUACCUAGUCUUCGCCCAAUGUUGGAUGUUAAUUAUUUGCCACUGACAGACAUGAGGAUAGCACGGACAUUUUGUUUUACCAAUGAAGGACAGGCAUUAUACCUUGUCUCCCCUACUGAUCAGCGAUUAACAUAUAGCCAAGAAAUGUGUGACAAUCUACAGGAUAUGCUGGGAGAUUUGUUUACUCCCAUAGAGACACCAGAAGCUCAAAAUAGAGGCUUUCUGAAGGGAUUGUUUGGUGGAAGUGGACAAACAUUUGACAGAGAAGAGCUCUUUGGGGAAGCUUCAGCAGGAAAAGCUUCCCGCAGCCUUGCACAGCACAUUCCUGGCCCAGGUGGUAUAGAAGGGAUGAAAGGUGCUGCUGGAGGGGUGAUGGGAGAGCUGACCCGUGCCCGGAUUGCCCUUGAUGAAAGAGGACAGAGACUGGGGGAGCUGGAAGAGAAAACCGCAGGCAUGAUGACCAGUGCAGAAGCGUUUUCCAAACAUGCACAUGAGUUAAUGCUGAAAUAUAAGGAUAAGAAAUGGUACCAAUUCUAA
Castor canadensis (American beaver) is the source of this 933-nucleotide messenger RNA. The record is from RefSeq and is a predicted model, not a curated record. Lineage: Eukaryota; Metazoa; Chordata; Mammalia; Rodentia; Castoridae.